AAGAGCCUGGGCUCGGAGUUCAAGGACUGGGUUCGAGUGCUCGCUCCGCUGCUACCUCGCUUCGCACUUUCGCUACCCCUCGCCCGGCCUCAGUUUUUCUCUUUUAGGAAAUGAACACCGUUGUCCGUGCCGUUCUUUCCACCCGUCGCGGUUGUGAAGGCACGAAAGUUCUUCAGAAGUCGCAGUCAGCGGGCAGAGCCCCCCGCCUUAAUUUUCAUCCAAGGUUAGCAGGGACCUCCUUGGUCCCAGGCAGAGGAGUCAGGGCUGUGCCCUGGGGCUCCUAGAACGGUUCUGCCCGGACACCUGAGCCAGACCAGAGCAGAGUCGGAAGGACGGGUCUGUCAUCACGCUGGUGCUAAGGAAGUCCUUGCUUAUCCACCUCCUUACUGGAAUUUAGGGCCCCUCACUCCUCUAAGAACUGACUUUACAGAAGUUAUGCUUGCAAGUGAGGAGCCCUUGGAACUGAGGGGAAGUGAACUUAGAUUCCUGUACCAGCUUUGCUAUUCGCCUUGGCCAAGUCACAGCCUUUCUUUGAGCCCCGGUAUUUUUAAUUUGUAGAAUAGGAGUUUAGGACUUGAGUCCUAAGUCUCAGGAUUCCUAAAGCACGCAUCAUUCAUUUGGGACCAGGGAGCAACAAAAUGACUUGCUGUCAUCUAUCUGUAGCUCUAAAAUAUAAAAGUUGUAAGAGUUUGAAAUAGAGCCUUUUCCUACGUCUGAGGGCUGAAUGGGACAUACAGGCAUACCUCCCUUUAUUGCAAAUUGCUCUUUUGCGCUUCACAGCUGUUGAGUUUUUUACAAAUGAAGGCAGGACCCUCCACCAGCAAAAAGAUUACAACUGCCUUUGUUAUGACACUCGCUUUACUGUGGUGGCCUGGAACCGAACCCACACUAUCUCUGAGGCAGAGGGAGGGCUCCUUUGUGUACUGUGAGCAGUAUAACAUUGCGGCCCUCUGUCUGGAAAGCCCCCAUUGUCUAUUCCAAGUCUGUCCCAGAGCAGUAAUCCAGGACCUCUUCCUGGGGGAUGAGAAGACUGAGUCCUACAAAUAAAUGUUAAGUGAUUUGCUCAAGGUGCCUCACUUCGUAAGAGUUAGAGCCCAGGCCACCACUCUAUCAGCCUGCCACUAGGUCUAAAGGGGUGCCUGGUCAGGAUGGCUAUGAGGUGGUUUUACCUGUCUGUCCUGGCACUGUCAUCCCUGGGCUUGAUGUGCAUCCUCUUCACCGUCUAUUGGAUGCAGAGCUGGCACGGUGGCUUUGCCUGGGAUGGCACCAUAUUCAUGUUCAACUGUCACCCAGUCCUCAUGGUUGCUGGGAUGGUGGUGCUCUACAGUGCUGCGUCGCUGGUGUACCGCCUGCCCCAGUCAUGGUUGGGGUCCAAGCUGCCCUGGAAAAUUGCCCACGCAGCCCUGCACCUGCUGGCCUUCAUCCUGACCGUGCUGGGGCUGGUGGCCGUCUUUAGAUAUCACAACCGUGCAAAUAUCGCCAACCUCUACUCGCUGCACAGCUGGCUGGGCAUCACCACCGUCUUCCUCUUCGCCUGCCAGUGGUUCCUGGGCUUUGCCGUCUUCCUGCUGCCCUGGGCGUCCAUGUGGCUGCGCGGCCUCCUUAAACCCGUUCACGUCUUCUUUGGAGCCUCCAUCCUCUCUCUGGCCAUUGCGUCUGUCAUUUCCGGCAUUAAUGAGAAGCUUUUCUUCAGUUUGAAAAAUGCCACCAAGCCGUACUCCAGCCUGCCCGGUGAGGCAGUCUUUGCCAACAGCACUGGGAUGCUGGUGGUGGUCUUCGGGCUGCUGGUGCUCUAUAUCCUUCAGGCUUCGUCUUGGAAACGCCCAGAGGCAGGGGCCAUGACUGAAAGACAGCCCCUGAUGCACGAAAGGGAGUGAAGCAGGAAUGGACUCCCAGGAGUAGUCGGUGGUGCGGUCUGGACGCCCCUCAGAAGCUCUGAUCUACCUGGGGCUCCCCUCUGGUUUCGGCAACAGACUUGCUUUGGGCUCUGGGCCCAAACCUCUCCUUCCCUCCGUGUUGGACCUGCUCUCUUCACCAACUUGUUGCCCACCGCUUUUCUUGGUGGCUUUGACUUCUGCACCCCUUCUUGGCGUCGACUUCUGAGAUCCCCCAUGUAUACAGGCCCUCCUUGCCCUGGCUGCUCACCCCGCUCCUGUUGUCUGUCUGAAGUCCAGCUGAUUUCCCCUUUCGACCCCUCAGGAUGUGGUAGGAAAUCCCGAGAGUUCAGAUGAGCCGGGACUCAAGUGCAGUCUGCAGUGUGGAAAGCGAGGGAGGCGGCAUCCGUCAGCUUUCCCCAUGAAGGUGUGCAUUUCAUUUAGGGGCCCGCCGUGGGCAGGCUUCUUCCACUGUGACCUCCAUCUGGCCCACCUGGACUUGAGGCUGGGCAUGAGCAUUGUGCGGUGAUGGAAGGAGACGGGGAGAAUGGUUGCAGGGCAGCUUCUGCAGAGGCGCUGGGGCACUGACUACUGUCUGCUGUUGUUUCAUGUCAUUGCAUCCACUGUCUGCAUCCACUGUGACAGUGUGGCUCUACCUCUUCUAGUGACUGCUACAGCUGGUGCCUGGAUCCCAGCCCGUCCCUGUGACUUACUUUCCUGUCACUGUUAGGCAGCCCUAUGACCUCUGGAAACCCACUCUCCCAAGUACAGACAACUGUCCCCAGCUGUCCCA
Molecule: messenger RNA, 2667 nt
Organism: Hipposideros armiger (great roundleaf bat)
Lineage: Eukaryota; Metazoa; Chordata; Mammalia; Chiroptera; Hipposideridae
Gene: CYB561A3
Product: cytochrome b561 family member A3
Exons: 8
Coding region: 1149-1877 (242 amino acids)
Cellular component (GO): lysosomal membrane
Molecular function (GO): oxidoreductase activity
Source: RefSeq, a predicted model, not a curated record